This is a messenger RNA of Cladocopium goreaui, 978 nucleotides long. NCBI's taxonomy places the organism in Eukaryota, Dinophyceae, Suessiales, Symbiodiniaceae. The record is from the annotation of a GenBank genome assembly.
AUGAACUUCUUCAGCAAUGGUCAAGAGGCCCUGUUACCUCGUGCUGAGCGCCUAGAAAGCGAGGAAGAGAUUGCGGUGGAGCAACUGGAUGGCAGCCGUGCAUGGCAAAUCCUUUGGAACAACGCCCUGGAUUUCAUGGUAGUCUUCCGCGGAGACUCGAGCGACAGUGAAAGCCGCGAAAGCGUGGAGAUGCAGCGCUGUUUCCUGCGGAUCAUCAAAGUAUUGGUGGCCGUGGCUGCGUUGAUCGUCGUCCUGGGAGUCUACUUGUGGUGCUCAGCCAUAGAAGCGACCUACGAGUAUAGCAGCAAAGCCUGCGACGUUCCCUUGAACAAAUAUUUGUUCCUUCAGUUGGGCCUCACGUGGCUCAUCAGCAGUUUUAAACUUCAGGACGGCAGUUUGUUGGCUCGUUUGAUCAGCGCCUUCUUCACGUCCAUGCUCAGUUUCACGCCUGUCGCGCUAGGACUGUUUUGGAUCUUUUCUUCCAGAAACUGUCCCAGAACGAAUCCACAACUUUACUACGCAGUAGCUCACUUGUUAUAUUUUGAAGCAGCUGGAAUCUGUGGCAUGGUCGUAUUGGUCCUGUUGAUCGUGGGAUGCAGCCGCGGCCGGUUGACUGUGGAGUUCCAGGGGGCGGGUGGUAUCGAGAGUGGAUGUGCAGAGGUGCAAGCGUCAGGGGCCACCCCUGACGUGGGGGAGCUCUGCGCGCGGAAGCCCGAUCUCAGCCGCGUGGCCACAGCAUUUCCUGGCCACGCCUUUCCACCUACAAUCGAGUUCUUGCAGGAGCACGGCACAACCUUCCACUUGCACCGGGUGAAGGGGCGACGCUUCACUGAUGUCCAUGGCUACAUCGAAGGAGUGGUGAUCGAGGUCACCUCGCUGCACUGUGUGGUCGGCAGCUUUGAGGUCCUCAUGCGGAUUAGUGCUGCGCAUGAAUUCGACCCUGCUGAAAGCCAAAGUUCCUCAGAUUCUAGCUUGUGA